Molecule: messenger RNA, 1940 nt
Organism: Hippopotamus amphibius kiboko
Lineage: Eukaryota; Metazoa; Chordata; Mammalia; Artiodactyla; Hippopotamidae
Gene: YAF2
Product: YY1 associated factor 2
Exons: 5
Coding region: 239-787 (182 amino acids)
Biological process (GO): positive regulation of DNA-templated transcription
Cellular component (GO): nucleus
Molecular function (GO): DNA binding; transcription coregulator activity
Source: RefSeq, a predicted model, not a curated record
UCCCUCCCUCCCUCCGCCUCCCCCGCCCGCUUCCGCCCGGCUUCUCAGCCUCCUUAUUGACAAACACAGCGGCCGCCGCGGCGACUCUCGGCGCGCGCGUGCAGCCAAGCCAUGGGAGACAAGAAGAGCCCCACCAGGCCGAAGCGGCAGCCGAAGCCGUCCUCGGACGAGGGUUACUGGGACUGCAGCGUCUGCACCUUCCGGAACAGCGCCGAGGCCUUCAAGUGCAUGAUGUGCGAUGUGCGGAAGGGCACCUCCACCCGAGAAGAAAAAGCUGGAUCACUUACCAGUAACUGGAGUUCUCCUAUUGGGUAAUCUCCACAGAUCCACAUUCUUUGAAGUUAUUGUGAAUGCCUCGAGGACCAAGGGACCGUUGAAAUUUCCAAUUUCAGGAAGGAAACCUCGACCUGUCUCCCAGUUGGUUGCACAGCAGGUUACUCAGCAGUUUGUGCCCCCUACACAGUCAAAGAAAGAGAAAAAAGAUAAAGUAGAAAAAGAAAAAAGUGAAAAGGAAACGACUAGCAAAAAGAACAGUCAUAAGAAAACCAGGCCAAGAUUGAAAAACGUGGACCGGAGUAGUGCCCAGCAUUUGGAAGUCACCGUUGGAGACCUGACAGUCAUUAUUACAGACUUUAAGGAGAAAACGAAGUCACCGCCUGCAUCUGGUGCGGCUUCUGCAGAUCAGCACAGUCAGAGUGGCUCCAGCUCUGACAACACAGAGAGGGGAGUGUCCAGGUCAUCUUCACCCAGAGGAGAAGCCUCAUCAUUGAAUGGAGAAUCUCAUUAAAGUUUACUUUCUCCAGUUUCUUAGUCACUUCUGUCAAACCAUGCAGAUACACAGAUGAUGCCAAGAAGUACCACAUUUUCAUGACAAGCGUAUUCAUGCACAGUCCAUAAUUUGCAUUUGACAUAAAAUAAAAUUUGUUAGAAUUUGUUAGAUUUUAUUGCAGUCUAUGCCUGCCAGACAUUUCCAGACUUAACAUUUUGGUCUCCACAGUUAAAGGUGCCAUGAAAAUGUGGUUGAAUUAUUCAUUAUGCAGUGUUAUUGGUAAGUCUAUUUUCACUUUUAGUUUAGUGAAUUCUAACACAUAAUUCUUGAAUUCUCUACUAUUGGCAUGUAACGAAUUUAAAUUUUUAUAACAUAGUGCAAGCUGCCUAAAUAUGUAUUAUUUGAGAAUUGUGAAAUAAAUAGUUAUAUGUAUACAAGUCAGAAAUCAACCUAAUCAACUAUUGCUGCAACAGAAUUUUCUUAAUGGCUGUCCUCUUAAAUGCACCUGCUGGGACUUGGUGUGGUUAAAUAGGAAGAUUGCUAUUAAAUAAAGAAUUUGUACGAACCAUUGCCAAUGUUUUUUGGACAUUUUACUAAAUUAUUGUUCCUGAAUUAUGUUUUAGGUUUUAUCUGUUUUGGGGGGCAGAGUUUGCUUAUCUUUCAAAACAUUCAUUUAUUGUAAUGUUUACUAGCAGACUAGUAAACAAUAAAACAUUGGUUACUUAGCUUUAUAAUUCAUGUUUAGUGCUGUUGUCAUUGAACACUGGUAUUUUCUGUAUUAUAUAGAACAUUAAAAUUCAAGUAAUUAUAAGCAUUUGGCAAAAGCAGAAGAGAAAAGAAACCUGUCAUAUUUUAAAAGCUGCAGUUUUGGAAAAGCUUUAACUUAAUAGUUUUAUCACUGUUUCCUUGCCCCAAACUUAUCCAGGGUCAUAGAAGUAUGAAUCUAAUUAAUACAGAAAUGGGAACUGUUGCACAGAACUGGGAAAUAACUAAUCUUUAAUCAGUUUAAUUGGCCUCUUAUUAAAUAUAACAAUUCUUAUAAAAAUUAUAGUAUCCUAUUUUCAGAAACAAUUUCCAGUUUAUGCAUUUAUCAAUAUCCUAAAAUUUAAAAAGUAUUUAAGCCCCACUUACUAUUAUGUAAAUUUACCAAUAAAAUAUUUUUAUGACUACA